Triticum turgidum subsp. durum (durum wheat) is the source of this 750-nucleotide messenger RNA. The record is from the annotation of a GenBank genome assembly. Lineage: Eukaryota; Viridiplantae; Streptophyta; Magnoliopsida; Poales; Poaceae.
AUGGCGCCGCUGAUCGACGACGUCACCGCCGAGAUCCUCCUCCGCCUCCCGCCGGACGAGCCGGAGCACCUCUUCCGCGCCGCCCUCGUCUGCAAGCCCUGGCCCCGCAUCCUCUGCGACCCUGGCUUCCUCCGCCGCUACCGCGCCUUCCACGGCGCCCCUCCCCUCCUCGGCCUCCUCCACAGGCUCAGGGUGAUCGACGGGGACGCGCCCGCCCGCUUCGCCUCCACCACGUCGGCGCCGGACUUCCCCCACCCGAGCUCCGACGGCCGCCGCACGCGCCCCCUCGACUGCCGCCACGGCCGCGUCCUCGUCCGCAUGCUGGAGCACGAGGACAUGGACUACCUGUCUAGGACCCCGUCACCGGAGACCGACACGCCAUCCCCGCGCCGGACAUCGAGUGGCUCAUCGAGUCCGCGGCGGUGCUCUGCGCCGCCGACGGCUGCGACCACCUCGACUGCCACGGCGGCCCGUUCAGGGUGCUCUUCGUCGCCACCCAUGACUACAAGGACACCAUAUGCGCGAGUGUCUACUCGUCGGAGACGGGGGCUUGGAGCGAGCCGGUGUGCCUCGACAACAGUUGUGCAUGCUUUGCAAAGCACAUGCGAGAGGGAGAAGUAUAUAGACGCUACUACACACCCUAUCUCCACCCUAAGCGAGGCACCCUUGUCGGAGAUGCAGUCUACUUCACGGUUCGGCUGGGUAACGCAAUCAUCAAGUAUGACUUGGGCAAGAACAGCAUAUCCAUGA